Molecule: messenger RNA, 3953 nt
Organism: Colias croceus (clouded yellow)
Lineage: Eukaryota; Metazoa; Arthropoda; Insecta; Lepidoptera; Pieridae
Product: voltage-dependent calcium channel subunit alpha-2/delta-4-like
Exons: 26
Coding region: 1-3681 (1226 amino acids)
Cellular component (GO): voltage-gated calcium channel complex
Molecular function (GO): voltage-gated calcium channel activity
Source: RefSeq, a predicted model, not a curated record
AUGCCAAGAAUAAUUAGCCGUGAACAGAUCAAAAAAUGGGCAUACGAAAUACACGAGCGCCUUUAUGAAGUAGAAAGAAAAGUUGUUCGUAGAGACGUUUUAUCAAAGGGGUUCUCUGAUACAAAAAUUGAACUACGAAAUGGAACCGAUAUAUUAGAGAAAGCUGCGAAUGCUUUAGAGGACCUUUUAGAUAGAAGAGUUAAAGCCGCUGAAGCUAUAAUGAGACGGGCUGAGGAAUUAUCGACGUAUAAUCUAGAAAAUAAAAUACAACCACCUUUAAAUUACACUUUUGAUCACAGUGUGGAUUUAGAUGUUUUAAAAAAAGCUGAGCCCACUGAAAGCAUGUGGGAGAUGUCGACAUCAUGUAAAAGCCUGAAUAAAGUGAAGCUACAUAGCAGUUCCCAUUUCAACGCCCGGGUUUCCUUGGAGACGAGCAGUGUGCAUGUCGUCGCUGAAGUAUUUGCUUGCGACCCUCGUGUCCAGCAACAUCUUUAUUGGUCUGAAGGUCUACUACCCACCUUUCGUGAAAACUACGCUCAAGACGCUACCCUCGAUUUCCAGUACAUGUGCAGUGCUAAAGGAUUCCUUAGACAUUAUCCGGCUGCUCUCUGGCAGAGUCUAUACAACCUAAAUGUGGAAGCUGAAGACGUGUAUGAUUGCCGAUUGCGGCCGUGGUAUGUGAGCGCUAGCGGGGCGCCACGGGAUGUGCUCAUUCUACUUGAUGCUUCGGGUUCUAUGGAUAAUUCUUCUAAUCAAGUCAUUGCGGAGAUUUUCACAUCCACUCUACUAAAUGCACUCACAGAUGAUGAUCAAGUAAACGUAUUACGAUUUCAUUUAGUUGUUGAAUCGCCUAUAAGCUGUUUUAACGAGAAGCUUGUCCCAGCAAAUCACGUGAACUCAGCGGCUAUGAUGUCAGCACUUAAGUUACAGAAAAUGGUAAACGAAUCAUUAAUAGGAGAUGCACUAGCAUACGCUGUACAGUUGUUAAAGAAACAGAAACAUUUGAACCGCCCACAGGCUUGCCAGCAAGCUAUUGUGCUAGUCACCGACAGUCUCUAUUAUAAUUACACUACUUUAAUGCGACAACUCGAUCCUGAAGGUAAAAUAAGGCUAUUUGUGAUGUGGCUCCACGAUUUAAACGGCUUACGUGACUACACACGUCUAUACGGUGACGCAGUGAGCUGUGAGCGUGAUGGUUACUUCGCGGAAUUCAUCACACACUCUGACGUCACAGAGCAGGUGAUCAAGAUCCUACGGGUGCUGGAACGGCCGCUUGUGGCGCAGCGAAAGAAGCGCCUAAGGGUGUAUAGCGAUGUAUACGCACAUAUUGAGGACCCAAGACGUGGAGAAUUUCAUUGGGAGCAAAAAGAAAGCGCAGAACAAGUAUAUCGGUACAAACAAUUGAGAAGGAACAAAGACAAAUUCUUGAAAGACGUUAGCAACAAUGAAGCGCAUAUGUACAAAUUAGACAAAAAAGGUCAAUACUACGAAGGAGAAGACAUGAACUAUAGAUUACAAGUGAGCGUCGCUGUGCCUGUUUUCGAGAGUACAAAAUCUGAGAACAUCACAGUCAUGUUAGAUGAGGAAAAGCAAAGGAACUCUACACGAACGUAUCCUGUAAAUAGACUGCUAGGUGUCGCUGGUGUCGAUAUUCCACUGGACCAUUUAAAACUUAUAUUGCCUUAUUAUUUGUUAGGCGCAGGUGGCUCCCUCUGCCUCUUGGAUCACCGCGGUAACGUUGUUCUACAUAAUAAUACGAAACCAGUAUUCGAUGGCGAUAUUCUAAGGCCUGGAUAUAGAACUGUAGACUUCUUAGAUGUUGAGCAACCAGCUGUCGACCACUAUGCUAGGCAUUAUCCACAGGAAUGGCUUGAUUUCCGCAAAGCAUUAGUGAUCGAUGAACCUCAAGGCUUUAGGUCAAUGUAUGCUAAAAGUAUUUAUGAUAACGGAAUGCGGGUAAUGUUAGAGAUGAGAGAUUAUCAUUGGCGAAGGAUUCACGACCAUUACACACUUAUUGUAUCGUUGCCGACAUACAACUUGUAUCACGCGGCGCCGGCUGGAGAGCUGACACAGAAGUUGGGAGAAGACGCUGUGAAAGCACUGUCUGGUACCGAUUUUUCGGUACAUCCUGACUGGUUAUAUUGCAGACACAUAGAGCCUCACUUUGAUUCUCGUGAGUUGGAAGUGUUGCACUUUCUGCGCCGGCGCAGAGAUGAACCGAACUUCGCUAUGCAAAAGUUGAAGCAUUUGUUUUCUCCGAUACCGCCCACUUUGUUUGAAAAGACCUACCAUUGUAAUGAAGAUCUAAUGGCCCGAUUGAGCCACGAAGCGAUCAUCACACGGCGCUGGGCGCUCGAACAUGAGGGCCGAGAGCAGGACUGCUCUACGUGCCUUCUUGGUUCUAUAACCACCUUUCUUGCUACAGAGAGCGGAUUAACCCGCUGGCACGUGUAUCACGCGGCGAGUUCACACGCAGUCCCCAUGGAGGGAGCGGUGUGGGCGCGCGGCCCACUCGAAGCGUGGUUUCGCCGCGCGUCUGCAGCGUCCGACACGCUCGUGGUGCACGCGCCUGUACCGCUCGUGGGGAGGAAGAGGAACACUGAUGUGGAAGUGGUGCCUUUAGGUCCACAUUGGCAGUGGCUGACAGCAGCCCGCACUGUGGCUCACCCAACAAAACAUGGUAUCAUCGGAGUGGCCGGCUAUCACUUCCACCCAAAACAUCUCGACGAUGUUCUGGAAUCCAUUACAAACGCACACUGUAAUCACGAAGAUAAAUCUCAAUGCGAGCCGCAAUGUGAUCACUCAAACUGGAGAUGCGUUCUCAUAGAUGACGCUGGCUGGAUCGUUUCUGACCAAACUGCAACUAAUGAUAGACACAAGCACCUCGCUACUGAACACCCGGGGGUAAUGAGGGCUCUGUUGAAUGAAAGCGUGUUUAAAGUACGUUGGGUUCAUGAUUAUCAGGGAGUUUGUUUCCCGCCGAAGGAUGAAAAACUGAAAGCAGCUGCUCCUAGACUGCCAUCAAUUAUUAUGUCUCUUUGGAGUUCUAUUAAGAUCAUUGUGUAUGCUUCACAGAAUCUAAUAACUGUUAUGAGCCUAUUAACAACCGGCACAAUGGCGAUCAGAGACACAAAUCUGGAGCGGGAGAAGCGCCGCAAGCGGUUGCAGCGCGACUUCGAGCGGGAGAAAUACGAGCGGUUGUACGACGAGCGCGUGGUUAUUAACCGCACAAGAGUUGCCACUUGUGACCGCUCCAGACCGAUUUAUGAACUACAGCGAAACAAAAAAGCAAUGGAAGCACUAAAUCGUCCAGCGAAACCGUGCCAGUGGCCCUUCGUAGCGACCAAAGUUCCGGACACAAACCUCAUCCUGAUCGCCAUUUACUUGCACUGCCCUUACACCGGACCUCCUCUUGAUGACUCGCUGGUUAACGAGCCAGUACAAAUGCGUGAAGUCAGCUCACUACGUGGCUCAGCAAGCCAGCUGGCGUGCUGGCGCGUACGCGUGCCGCUGCCCGCGCGACCGCCGCAGGCAACGUGCUACCCACAUAAUUAUACCGCGGAAGCUGGAUACAGGCAGUGCGGACCAUGGCUUCCAGACCCCGAAAACAACGCAAACACAACUCAACUCGCCCAUCUACUCCUAUAUCUCAAAAUUAUAAUACAUUUGAUUAUAAAAUGAAAAAUAUAACGACAAGAUUCGAUGCAGAUGAAAACGUUAUCUUCACAAGGUGAAAAAUUGCCUUAAACCUUACAUUAUCGAGCAAAGGUUUUAAACAUCUAUACUUACUCUCAAAUUUAAUGUAUACUUAUCUUGAAUCUCGACGUUAAAAUUGUUAUUUUACGUUAAAUUAGUUUUUAAAAUGGCAAUGGCAAAAUUGUAUUCUAUGUUGUAUUGUGAAAAAAUUAAAAGAUGUGUGUUUUGGUGUAAAUAAAAGUCGAAUUAUUUCUCAA